This is a messenger RNA of Cyprinus carpio (common carp), 2426 nucleotides long. RefSeq names its product guanine deaminase (gene gda). Gene Ontology annotation, molecular function: guanine deaminase activity; zinc ion binding. NCBI's taxonomy places the organism in Eukaryota, Metazoa, Chordata, Actinopteri, Cypriniformes, Cyprinidae. Gene Ontology annotation, biological process: guanine catabolic process. Gene Ontology annotation, cellular component: cytosol. The record is from RefSeq and is a predicted model, not a curated record.
UUGCAAUAUCCACCUCCCAUGAAUUCUGCAAUGCCUCGUGUCGUAUAUAAAAGUUCAGAGAAUUCAUUUGAAAUGACAUUUGAAGAUCUGUACCAAUAAUGAAUCGGAACGACAAAACCGCGCGCAUUGCGCACGUCUUCAGUGGAACAUUUGUGCACUCCACACUACGAGCCGCGGUGGAAAUACUGCAGAAUUGUGUCUUAGGAGUCGACGAUAAGGGCAAGAUUGCAUUUAUUGAAAAUCAUCAAGAUGUGGUUAGUCUUUCAGAAAUAUGGGGCUUUGAAACUUCAGACAUAAAACAGCUUGGGCAAUAUGAGUUUCUUAUGCCCGGAAUGGUUGAUACACACAUCCAUGCGUCUCAGUAUAGCUAUACUGGAACUGCCUUAGACCUUCCUCUGCUGGAGUGGCUCAACACUUACACUUUUCCUGUGGAAGCCAAGUAUAAAGACUUGGAUUUUGCCAAUAAUGUCUACACUAAAGUUGUGAGAAGAACAUUAAAGAACGGCACCACGACUGCCUGUUAUUUUGCCACUAUACACACUGAUGCCUCUCUUCUCCUUGGAGAGCUUGCAGAUAGCUUUGGACAAAGAGCUUUAGUGGGUAAAGUUUGCAUGGACUGCAAUUCUGCAGUUCCACAGUACAAAGAAAGUCCAAGCGAAUGUAAAGAGGAGACAGAUCGUUUCAUCAAAGAGCUUCUAAAAAAGGAGUACCCGAAUGUUAAGCCUGUGGUCACUCCUCGAUUCGCCCCGUCCUGUUCCUCCUCACUGCUCAGUGAAUUAGGUGAGAUCGCCAAUAACAACAAGCUUCACAUUCAGAGUCACAUCAGUGAGAACAAAGAGGAAGUGGAGCUUGUGAAGACAUUGUUCCCAGACUGCAAAUCCUACACUGACGUUUACCUCAAGCACAACCUGCUUACAGAUAAGACUGUAAUGGCCCAUGGCUGUCACCUAACUGACGAAGAACUGGAGAUCUUUCGUGAAACAGGAUCUGCAAUCUCUCACUGUCCUAACAGUAACAUCUCGAUUUGCAGUGGGAUGCUAAAUGUACGCAAUGUCUUGAACCACAAAGUGAAAUUGGGUUUGGGGACAGAUGUAGCAGGAGGCUACUCCCCAUCCAUGCUAGAUGCUAUGAGAAGAACCAUCGACACAUCAAAAGCCCUGACCAUCCAGGACCCUCAGCAUAAGACCCUGAGCUUUGAGGAGGUUUUCAGAUUGGCUACACUUGGAGGCAGCGAAGCCCUCUCACUGGAUGAUCAGAUCGGCAACUUUGUGGUAGGCAAGGAGUUUGAUGCCCUGCGAGUGAAUGUUUGCGUUCCUGAUGGACCGAUCGAUUUGUUUCCUGGUGAAUGCCCCAAGGUCAUUUUAGAGAAGUUUUUAAACUUAGGUGAUGAUCGAAAUAUUACUGAAGUCUACGUGGCUGGAAGACAAGUGGUUCCAUUUCCAGAUACAAAAUAACUCUCUAGUUGUUUUUACCAGAAAUAUAACACAUCUGUUUAGUAGAAGUGUUUUUUUUGGUUUGUUUGUUUGUUUGUUUUUUGUUUCUUUAAAGAACGGCAUCUUUUUAUAGCUGUAUAUUAUUUAGUCAACAAAUUGUUAAAUGUCUUUAUUAAGGAAAUAUUUUUUAUUUAAAUUUUACCGCAUGAUUUAAAGAUUUGCCCAAUAAUUAAAUAGAUUUUCUUUAAUUUGUAUUAAAUUGUAGUCUUCUAUUUACUAGUCGUGUUGAUUAUGGAAAAAAUGUGACAGAAUAUAUUUUAUUUUUAUCAAUGACAAAUUGACAAUAAAAGUGCUUUAUGUUAUUGUCCCCCUUUUUUAAAUGUAUGUUAUUUAGGUAUAUUUAUUUAUUGAUUGCUUGUAUUAUCACUGAUUAAUGAUAAUACACUGCAAAAACAAGUAUUUGUGACACUCUCAUGCACACAGCUCUCAUCAGAAGCUCUUAGCUGUCUGUCUCACCUGUCCUUUCACUGUUUAUAACAGUUCUCAAGUAGGAACAGUGCUUUUGAUUACAUUUGCUUCAUGCCCUACGUACAGUGCUUACAAUGUAAUGUAUUUGAACUGAAAUUGAGUGGUCAUCAUUUCAAGCAAUGACAGCAUUGUCUUGCUGUAUGACAUGCUUUACAUCAAAAAUGAUUGUAAACAGCAUUUUUUAAUUAUUCAGUAAUUUGUAAACAUGGAGUUAAGAGACUAUGUGUAAUUUAGAAAAUUCAAAAAUAGUGUUUUUUUUUUUUUUACAACAGUACUAGAAAUGUAUUGCGGUAAAAUUACAUAAAUAAAUAUGCACUUUCCAUUAUUCAUAUACAUUUUAAAAUUAUUUUGAAAAGUUUGUUUAUCUGUUGAUUAAUUGUUAAAAAUUAUUUGAUAACCACAUGGAGGCGCUAAGAGACUGUGUAUUGCGGUAAAAUUACAUAAAUAAAUAUGCACUUUCCAUUA